GAAUUGACAAAGAAUUUAAACUUGUUGUUAGAAAAAAAAUUAAAAUUAUUAAUAAAAAAAAAAAAUUAAUUAAAAUCAAAGAGGGCUUCAAUUCCGGACCCCCGGAUAUUCGUGCCUGUACUACUGCCCUACCGGUUUUAGACAUCGGUAGGGAACAAACCUAUAAAGAGAACAGUAGUCGCAUGAAAAGACGAAAAGGGCAUGGCUGAGUACGAGUGUUGAUUUGAUAUUUUUGACCCACUAUAUAUAAUCCUCGUCCUCCUUAUCAAACAAGUAUUGAAGCAAAAUAUUUUGGCCAUAUACACUGUUGGCUAGUUGAUUACACACAUAUAUUGUCGAAUGAGCACCGCUAUCUAUUACCCUGAAGAUCAUAAGCAUACCCUUCCGUCAUUGGUUCAAAUCAUGCCCCAGUCUUCGCAACCACAGAACCAGCUACAUGUAUCAUCACUUCUGCCCAACAUGUCUGCCUUACCAUUUAAUUCCGAUGUCUUUUCCAACAAUGGGCUGCAACCAUCGACCGCUAACACCACUCCAGCUUCAUCAUUUUCAGGACAAUCGUCGGUUCCCUUGACCGGUGCCUAUGGACCGGACAAAUGUACCUGUAAGAGCAGUGCUAACCGGAUUCCUCGUCCUCGGAAUGCAUUCAUCCUUUUCCGUCAGAAAUAUCAUCAAUCCGUUUUGGAUGAAGGCACAGUGAUUCGUACCAAUCCAGAAGUUUCUCGUGAACUCGGUAAGCGUUGGAGAAAUCUUCUGCCCAAAGCCAAGGAGUACUGGAAUGGGUUAGCUGAAGAUGAGAAAGUUGCCCAUGCAAAGAAAUACCCAGGUUAUCGCUACACCCCUAGAAGAAAUGGGAAAAGUAAGAGUUGUGAAUUCUGUAGAAAUAAGGCGUUACGCCUGCAACAAGCACAUCUUCGCAAUCAACAAAUGUUGCAGUUACAACAAGAUCAAUACCAACAGUUCUUACAAAUGCAACAGCAACAGAUGCCACAACAGAUGCCACAACAGAUGCCACAACAACAGCAACAACAGCAACAACAGCAACAACAACUUCAAGCACAAUUUACUCAACACCAAUCUCUUUCACAGCCAUCCUCGUCCAACCAUCAAGUUUCUCCCUUGCAACACAUGCCUCCAUAUGGAGCCCAAGCACCAGGCCCAGGAAUGAAUGCUAGCUCGCACCCAGUGCACCACAGCAUUUCGUCAGCCUCGGGACAAGUUGUAGCACCACCACCACUCCCACAACAAUACGUACAAUACAUCCCGUUCCAACAACCAAACUUUCAAUUUUCAUUCGGUGACAAUAAUAAUAGCAAUACCAAUAACACUACAAGCAACAACAAUUUGAACGCAAAUUGUGCUACUAACCUCGUUGUCACUGACCAAAAACUUCUGCCAUUAUCGGGACCAAAUCUUGGAGAUGUGAACUCGCAAUUCCAAGGCUACGACCAACGAUACUACGCCCCAGGGAUGGAAAUGUCUAACUACCAAAUCUAAGUGUCUCACCUACACAAAUACUCUCAGCGCCGGUUGUUGAGAGGAUCCUACACACCACAAACACAAACGUAACCCGUCGGACUUCACCCACCCUCCAUGUAUAAUUUUCAUUUAUAAAGCGAAGGCAUUUACAAUAUUGAUAUCAGUG
This is a messenger RNA of [Candida] anglica, 1642 nucleotides long. Lineage: Eukaryota; Fungi; Ascomycota; Pichiomycetes; Serinales; Debaryomycetaceae. The record is from the annotation of a GenBank genome assembly.